AUGCAAAGCGACGCGGAAAACCCGAAAAUCGUCUUCCGCAACCGGACCGCGGAAAACUUCGAGCCAAUCGCGAUUCUCGAUCUUCAUGUCCACCGAAAACCUCCGAUCUUCCACGAGAAUCUCGUGAUGUACGCGGAAGAGGCGCGGAAUUGUACGCGACGCGUUUCCGCGUCGUCAAAUUUUGCUGCCGGAAGAAUCGCCGCAGUACGAUGCUCCGAUCCCGCGGUCAAAUUAUCGAUCGCCGCCAAAAAUUCCAUCGAAUUCACCGCAUUUUGCAACGACACUCCGCAAAAACGCGAGUUUCUCAUUUUCGCCUACACGGAUUGUUGGCAAAUGAAGUUAGCGCAAGUCUGGCGGGUUACUGUAGUUGCGAUGAGGCGAAUUGAUUUGCGGACGGUCGCCGGGCAGAUGACGAAAUAUCGAUUGAGUGUGAAGAGACGCAGGUAUGGUGGAUUUUCGGGGGGUACUGUAGAUUUUGGCGCGAAAAAUUGCGGUUUUUUGAGACCAAAUAUGACUUGGGUUACUGUAGAUCAAAAAUCCACGUUUUUUGAUACUAAACAUGAAUAGGAUUACUGUAGAUUUCUAGAUUACUGUAGAUCUUAGGUUACUGUGGGGGAAUUUGCGGUUUUUUGAGACCCAAUAUGGCUAGGGUUACUGUAGGUUUCGGAUUACUGUAGAUCAAAUUUUGGUGUCAAAAUUCCACGUUUUUUGACAUCAAAUAUGGCUAGGGUUACUGUAGAUUGCGGGAGUACUGUAGAUCAAAUUUUCGCGCUAAAAAUUUUGCAGUUUUGGUGGGGUACUGUAGAUCUCAGGUUACUGUAGAAAAUUUGGGAUUUUCUGAUACUAAAUAACCGUGGGUUACUGUAGAUCAUUUUUUGGCGCGCGCGAAAAUCCUGAAUUCAAAUAUUCCUGAAUUCAAAAAAAAUUCAAAUUUCAAAAUCUUCCCGCCAAAAUUUGAGCUACAGUAAUCUUUUCGUAAAAUCUUUAUUAGGCCAAGAAAAAUAGCAAAAAAUUUUUAAAAAAAUGUGGAGAAAAACUAGGCCCACGUGGCCCUAGAUUUAGGCCUAAAAAUAGGCCUUUCUCAGGCCCACGUGGCAAAAUAUUGACGUGUUUUUCGAUCGUAAGUGGUUGGCAAAUACAAAUCUUUGGUCGGAAUAUACAGUUCCCGCCAAUUUUUGA
Molecule: messenger RNA, 1179 nt
Organism: Caenorhabditis angaria
Lineage: Eukaryota; Metazoa; Nematoda; Chromadorea; Rhabditida; Rhabditidae
Source: the annotation of a GenBank genome assembly